AUGGAAGAAAUACUGAUGAGAUUUGCUGAUGACACAAACUGUUUUUUGCAAGAACAGAAAAAUAAAAUUCAAAAUGUUAUUGGUGAGAGUAAUAGGAUGAAAUUAGACAAAAGGUUAAAAGGAGAACCUUACAGUAUUUUUGUUACUGAAGUGACAAUUAGGGCUGACUCCUUGUCAUCUGAAAAUAGUGAAAGUUCAGGAGAAGACUGGCUCAUAAAAGUUUGUUGUCCAGGAGCAAGGCAUCGAUACAGUAAACGAGCUCAUGCAAAAAAGAGCAUAUCAUCACGGUCCACAAAAACUGGAGACUCAAGCAUUCUAGAUAAAAAAGAUGACUUCACAGAGAAAACAGAAUUGACGCCUACUACAUCUUACCAGGACUAUACAAGAGUGCCAAGGCAGGAGAGUACAGACUUAGAGUGGCUGGUAAGACUUCGUUGCCCAAGAGCUGAAAUGGAACAAUUGAUGCCAGAUCUGAAGCAAUCUUUUCCAGGAGUUACUAGAUUCCUGAGUAAAUCACAGAGCAAGGUUUGCGGAGCUAGUCAAUCUGAAAAAACAAAAACUUCAGAGAGUUGGCUAACACAGAAGCACUUGUCCAUUGCACAGGCUUUAGUUAAUGAAAGCCAGGAUGUUAUUGGUCCCAUUCAAUUGCUGCUGGAAAAAGAAAGCUGCUUUAUAAGGGAAGUAGACAGGUAUUUGAAGCACAAUGAUUUCUUAGCUCUAAGGAGAAGGGAAAUGCUGUACAAGAAAUGGUUUGAAAGUGUUUCAAGACCUCUGCUUCAGAAAAUUCAGGACAAAGUUGACAACCAGUCAAGCAAAGAAAUAGAAGAGAGGAAGCGAAAACAGCUCUCCCUUUAUCUAAACUAUUGUAAUGAGAAGGGAGGUGCAUUUUUAGAAAGUUAUAGUCCGUCAUCUUACGAUCCUUUCUUCCUGAAGACGUCUCCAGAUUUGUGGAAGGCAUCCGUUCCUCCUUUACAUGACCCCUUGUUAAAGGAAGUAGAAGGAAGAUACAUUGAAGCCAGCAUUAUGCAGCAAUGUGAAACAGGAAAAGUAUAUUCCUCUAAAGAUGUUCAUGAACUACAUAAGACUGAGUUACCACCACUUCCUUUGGGUCGGCAACUUAUGAACCCCAUAGAGUGGCUGAAAAUCCCAUUCCAGUAUAUGGAAAGUGAUGUCCGUCAAAAAAGCCGGAAGGCACAUAUGAGAGCUAGGAAAGGUAAAGAGCAAGAGAAAGCAAGAAAGAAGGAAAUAAACUUUCUCCCUAGGGGCUCAACAACCAGGAAAGCCAGGAACCUGCUCUCCGGUUCAAAACAGGAAAUGAUCUGGGUCUAG
Molecule: messenger RNA, 1329 nt
Organism: Protobothrops mucrosquamatus (brown spotted pit viper)
Lineage: Eukaryota; Metazoa; Chordata; Lepidosauria; Squamata; Viperidae
Gene: FAM228B
Product: family with sequence similarity 228 member B
Exons: 12
Coding region: 1-1329 (442 amino acids)
Source: RefSeq, a predicted model, not a curated record